Cydia pomonella (codling moth) is the source of this 3535-nucleotide messenger RNA. It is a transcript of the gene Cyp301a1, whose product is annotated as probable cytochrome P450 301a1, mitochondrial. The transcript has 8 exons. The record is from RefSeq and is a predicted model, not a curated record. NCBI's taxonomy places the organism in Eukaryota, Metazoa, Arthropoda, Insecta, Lepidoptera, Tortricidae. Gene Ontology annotation, molecular function: iron ion binding; monooxygenase activity; oxidoreductase activity, acting on paired donors, with incorporation or reduction of molecular oxygen. The coding region runs from base 42 to 1685 and encodes 547 amino acids.
AAAAAACGUACACUGCUAUCCAGUUUAUGAGAUAGCCGACCAUGACCGGCACAACGGUACUGUGGACCGCGCAGCGCUCAGUCGACAGCGCGGCCUUUACCGCCAUGGGUCGUUCCUUGUUUAAAACGUACCAAGCUUUCGCCACAAAAAAUGUUCGAUACGCGACCACGGGCUGCCCGUUUUCGAAACGGCAGCGUUCCCAAAUAGCCCCAACCGCUGAGGUUAGCGAAGAAAUUUUCACUAACGCCAAACCUUACUCUGAGGUUCCAGGGCCUAAGCCUAUUCCGAUUUUGGGGAAUACGUGGCGUAUGGUGCCCGUGAUCGGGCAGUACGAUAUAUCGGAGUUCGCGAAAGUGACGAAAUUAUUCCUGGAUAAAUACGGUCGGAUUGUCAGAUUGGGUGGUUUGAUUGGACGUCCGGAUUUGUUGUUUGUGUACGAUGCUGAUGAGAUUGAGAGGAUGUACAGGCGAGAGGGUCCGACACCGUUCAGACCAGCUAUGCCGUGCCUGGUGAAGUACAAGUCGGAGGUCAGGAAGGACUUCUUUGGAGAACUGCCAGGAGUUGUUGGGGUACAUGGCGAAAAAUGGCGUCAGUUCCGCUCAAAAGUCCAGCGCCCCAUCCUCCAGCCUCAAACCGUGAAGAAAUACGUGGCCCCCAUCGAGACCGUUACUGAGGACUUCAUCAGGUACAUGGAGAACGCGAGGGACGAGCUUGGGGAUCUGCCACAUGAGUUCGAUAAUGAUAUUCAUCGGUGGUCUUUGGAAUGUAUCGGACGAGUAGCGCUCGACACGCGGCUUGGCUGCCUAUCAUCCGAGCUGACCAAAGAAUCGGAGCCGCAACGCAUUAUAGAUGCGGCAAAAUUCGCACUGAGGAACGUAGCUGUGCUUGAGCUGAAGGCGCCGUACUGGCGGUAUAUACCGACGCCGCUAUGGACGAAAUAUGUUAAUAAUAUGAACUUCUUUGUCGAGUUGUGCUCAAAAUACAUCAACGAAGCGUUAGAAAGACUAAAGACCAAGAAAGUGACCUCGGAAAACGACUUAUCCCUUCUAGAGCGCGUCCUGGCCAGCGAAGGCGAUCCCAAGAUAGCCACCAUCAUGGCACUUGACCUCAUUCUUGUGGGAAUUGACACGAUAUCAAUGGCUGUCUGCUCAAUCUUAUACCAAGCGGCCACGCGUCUGCCGCAACAAGAAAAGAUGGCGGAGGAGAUCGCACGAGUCUUCCCUGAUCCUACUAAGCCCAUCAAUUAUGCUGAUCUGGAUAAGCUGCAUUAUACUAAAGCUUUUGUUAGAGAGGUUUUCAGAAUGUAUUCAACUGUCAUAGGCAAUGGCCGUACUUUGCAAGAAGACGAUGUCAUUUGCGGAUAUCAUAUUCCUAAGGGGGUUCAAGUGGUAUUCCCCACCAUAGUGACCGGCAACAUGGAGCAGUUCGUGUCCAACCCGUUGGAGUUCAAGCCAGAGCGCUGGCUGGAGGGCGACGGGCGGCUGCACUCCUUCGCGUCCCUGCCUUACGGAUUUGGAGCCAGGAUCUGCUUGGGACGGCGGUUCGCUGAUUUGGAGAUACAAGUUCUGCUGGUUAAGUUAAUCCGCCGAUACCGGCUAGAAUACCACCACGAGCCCCUGGACUACGCGGUUACUUUCAUGUACGCGCCAGAGGGCCCGCUGCGCCUGCGCAUGAUUGAACGAUAAGCAAUACCGACUGUUCGAUCUUAUGUAGUUGUACUAAGGUUUACGAAUAGUUAAGUUGGUUAGUUACCCAUACAAUAUAAAUAAGAAAAUAAGAAGUAAGGUUCUCACUUCUUAGAUACAUCGCACGCCAAGAAUAAGCGGGCAACUCGCUCGUUUCUUCCUAGAACGUGCCGAAUCUGGGCUAUAACCGCGAAAAUCAAAGUUCGUCAAUUGCGGGCAUUUUUCUCUGCCACUCUAAUUACGUCUUAGUGAUAGUAAAAGAGAAAGAUACUCGCAAUUUGCGAAUUUCGGUUUUCGCGGUAGGCCCCCUGGAAUGAGUUGCCUCCUGAGUCCUGAGGUAUUUCUUUUGCGCUACGACAUGGGAUUCUUCAAGAAGCGGGUAUUUAGGGUUCUCAAGGGUCGGCAACGCUUAAGUGGCUCUUAUGAUGUUGCUUACGUCAUGGGCCACGAUGACCGCUUUCCAUCAGGCGGCUCGUCUGCUAUACUAAAACAUUUAAAAAAAUAUUAGAAUUAAUCCGAAAGGUUAAGCCGUUGACUAGGUUUAGCGACGCGCGCUCACGUGAUUUUACAAACGAAGAUGAAAAUCGUUGAUAGAAAACGUCAGUUGAAAAUGAAUAAUGUAUGGACAUAGUCACAUGACUUUUUGUAGCGUCUGUUAUCCUGAUACAUUGUUACUUUUAAUUUGGCUUUUGUUAAUGUAUGAUUAUCAUCUUGGUCAGGCCCCUGGAGGCGGUGCUAACGUUUCAAUAAUCGCUUGCGAUAGACCCUGGGGGGCCACGUCGUAGUGGAUUGUUUUUUUUUUAUACUACGUCGGUGGCAAACAAGCAUACGGCCUAUCUUAUGGUAAGCAGUCUCCGUAGUCUAUGUACGCCUGCAAUUCCAGAGGAGUUAUAUGCGCGUUGCCGACCAGUACUCCUUAAAAGCCAAGUACAUAAUAUGUUAGGCCGAUUUGUAGAAAAUUUCAAGGAGUACUUUAUGUAUUAAUCACGUGCCCCUCCCCUUGAUCGACAUCAACUUCUCUACAUUCUAUUACCAAUCGACGCGGUAUUUAUGCAUAUCACAAACCCAAGCACAAUUUAUCGAUGAUCGGCGAUCGAUCGCAUGGUGUGCAUUUACAGAUAGAGAUCUGGCUGCGAAUUUAUCGUUCAUGUUUUCGAUACCUAGUUAAAAUAAUGGAGCGAAUAACGUUUUUAACUUUCUUGGACAGAAUAUGUAAAUAUAAUUAAUGUAAUAUAAAUACAGAAAAGAGUGCAUUACCUACUGCAGGAUAUCGUUACGUAAUAGUUAUAGAAUUAUUGAAAUCAUUAGUACAGCCGCAUUCAGAUAUAUCCGAGCGGCCAAGGUGCUCAUUAAUAUCUGAACACGCCUCUAUUGUCAAGGCGCUAGAGUGCGUGUUCAGAUGUUUUUGGGGUCAUCGACCGCUCCGAUAUAUCUGAUGGCGACGUACGUCCUUAACAAAUACUUUUACGUUCCACCGAGUAACUCUUUAUAUUACCUAUACCUACCUACGAGAUAAUACUUAAUAUGAUGAAUUAAAAAACCAUUGUGAUUAAACCCAAGUAAAAUAGGUACAGUCAGCGUCAAAUACUUCGUAGCAGUCAAAGUAGCCAAAUAGUUCGGUACACCAUAUAUUUAGUAUGGUGUACCGAACUAUUUGGCCACUUUGACGGCUACGAAGUAUUUGACGCUGACUGUACAUGAUUUAUAUUUUUUUAAUAUCGACUGCACGUUAAAUAUAUGUAUUUUUACAUGAGUGUAUACAUAUAUAAGAUUGUAAUUUUCAUUUUUAAAUGUAACAUAGUAUUACUUAAGUCUUAUCAUGUAAAUAAAGUUUUUUACAAAUUAAUAAA